AGAGAAAGAGAGCGUCUAACAAGAUCACCGAGUUGCGUGUUUCUUCGUACUCGGAAGAUCCAUCGGUGGUCUGCACGUCCUUCUUUAACGGGAUGUCUAUUCCAGAGUCCACCGACUUCCAGCUCUACAAGCACAAGUCCGCAGCCGAGUUUGCGCUCCACGGCGAAAACGAAACCUUAGAGUACAACGGUGAGACCGCUUCAGAUGACACCAACAACUACGUGGUUGCGAUGUACGAUCCGGUCAACAAGUCCGUGGAGUUGUACCAGACGCCGAUGCUUUUGGCAAAGGUGACGGCGAAAGCCAAGCGCUUCUCGACCAAGCCAGCCAUCCAGCAGAAGAACGUGCGGAUGAUGGUCCAGCGUAACGCGUUGGGCGAGGCGUUCGGUACCAAGAAGGCUAAGAAGGCGAUCACCGAUCAAGAGAGAAACAGAGUCGAUGCCGAGAAGUUGUCCAACGUGGAGUUGGACAUCGUGGACGCUGUCAAAUCCAGCACACUGGAGUUGCCGUCCAGAAAGGAGUUGGCCCAGAACGUCAGCAACGAAAGACCGGUGCCACCGUGCAAUGCGGACGCCACGAACGUGGAGGACGUCUACGCCGUCGAGAGCAUCAUUCCAGCGCACGAGUGGGAGUUCUUGAGAGUGAGUCCGAUCUUGAAGGAGAAGGAUGCCAAGAAGCGUGCGGAGAUGUUGCCAUUUGCUACCUCUGCCUUUGUCAAUGCUCAUUUACCGGCCAUCCUGUCGUCUUCCCAGACUACCAAGUUGCAAUUAUUAUACUACACAUCGUUGUUGAUGGGCGUUUACGAGAACAGACGCACCUCCAACAAGGACAACUUGUCUGAGAAGUUGAACAACCCGCCAGAUGUGUUGGUCGACGGGAUCUUGGACAGAUUUGCCAUUGCCCGUCCAGGUGCUUUUGGCAGAUCUAAGGACCGUGGCUUUGUGAUCGACCCCCAGCACGAGGACAAGCUUUUAUGCUACAUCUUGUGUCUUGUCUUGCACAUUGACUCCUUCAUGGUGGAAAUCUCCCCGUUGGCUCAGGAAUUGUCCUUGAAGCCAUCCAAGUUGGUCAACUUGUUCAAGACCUUGGGGUGUGGGGUCAAGUCUGCUACCGUUGCCCAGGCUGACGCCUACGGUAUUCCAAAGUCUGCCGCCUCGACGUAUAAGAUUGCAUCUUUAAGGGUUCCUUUCAAGGUGCCGGAAAUGACCAGAAAGGGCAGCAAGAAGGGCCGCUAAGCUAUGUAUAUUUAUCCGCAUUUUUCAUUAUAAAAGGGUGUAGUGCGGGAGGGCGUACUCUCUGUAAUACAUAGGGUACAGCUCUUAAUCUGGGUGCUUCCUCCACAGAUCAGUAAGACUAGCAGAUAUUUGAAGCUGUCACUUGAUUGGGCUUGGAAAGGGCACAUUCAACAGACACUUCAGAGGCCCGAAGGUCUAACGGAGAAAAUAUACCACGGUAUGUUGGCUUUGAUGGUCCAUAUAAGCAUCCGUUCUGGCCAAGUUUUUGGAUGGGUUACUCUGACGGUGCUAGUUGUGUUAUAUACAAAGUAGAGACAUGUAGUGGAGAUAUCUAGACAAGUACAUGUUCAUAACUGUUAAUAUUUCUAUUUGCAAUGCUAAUUUUCCUCUCCAAAUAAAAUAUUGAG
Messenger RNA from Babjeviella inositovora NRRL Y-12698, 1642 nucleotides. Its product is annotated as DNA-directed RNA polymerase I subunit. NCBI's taxonomy places the organism in Eukaryota, Fungi, Ascomycota, Pichiomycetes, Serinales. Gene Ontology annotation, biological process: transcription elongation by RNA polymerase I; nucleolar large rRNA transcription by RNA polymerase I; RNA polymerase I preinitiation complex assembly. The record is from RefSeq and is a predicted model, not a curated record. Bases 93 to 1235 code for a protein of 380 amino acids. Gene Ontology annotation, molecular function: DNA binding. The transcript has a single exon. Gene Ontology annotation, cellular component: RNA polymerase I complex.